This is a messenger RNA of Hibiscus syriacus, 2147 nucleotides long. RefSeq lists its product as uncharacterized. The transcript has 4 exons. The record is from RefSeq and is a predicted model, not a curated record. The coding region runs from base 463 to 1845 and encodes 460 amino acids. NCBI's taxonomy places the organism in Eukaryota, Viridiplantae, Streptophyta, Magnoliopsida, Malvales, Malvaceae.
AUUUUUAUUCUAAACAGCUUAGGGUUUCUUUGGGUUUUCUUUUAAUUUAAAAUCCCAGAUUUCAUCAUAAUCCACUUCAGAUUUUGGCCCUUUUUAAGCCAGGAAUAGCCGAGUUCUAAGGAAUCCUAUUGUUCAAGUUCAAUUGGAUUAUUGGAGUCGAAAGUUUCUCAAUUGCACUUUUGUUUCCCGUUAUUAUUCCUCCAAAGAUGGGAAUGUGACGUGCCUUCUGCUUCUGUUCGAGUCUUGGGUGGAUAGCUGUGGGCUUCAAUAAUUUCUUGUUGACAUUUGAAUGUGCUCGAGUCCUGAUAAGCAUGUGGAGUUCCAUACUUCCAUGAAAAUCUUAAAAUAGACUACCGAACAACCUUAUUGUGCAAACAGAAAAUAGCUAAUACGGGUGCACUUUGUUGUGUGGCCGCUGGGCCACAUGGAACAAAAUCACCCACAAGCAGAAGGGAAGGUUCCAUGGAUGGUAAUGAACCACAUUGGAGGACAAACUCUAGUUUUUCACCUCCUCCAUUGAGAAUAUGGGAUUGUAGGUUACAUUCAAAUGGUAUGUCACAUGGGUCCCAUGCUGCUGGUAUACAUGGUUCAUCACUGUCUUCAAAUAGCACGAGUAGCAGAAGCAAGAUAGGCAGUGAAGGGUACAUCAAUCAUCACCAUUCUGUUUCUGAUGGCGCACUCUCUUAUUCUGGCAGCCCACCUUAUACUACUCAGUUGCCACGAUGGACUUCACCUAUUCAAAGGUUCAACCGAGAGGAGCUCCUUGCCUCUAAUGUUGGAGGUAUUGUUAGCUGUCCCCAGACCUCUUGGUUCCCUCGCUCCACUGAGAGGCGAUAUGCCAAUAAAACGACUACAGGAUCCCCUAGCUUUGGAUCCCCGUCUUCCCUCUCUGAGUCUGGUCACUUGGAUUCCUCUGGCAGGCAGUCCUCAUUUCCGAAUCGCAACCAUGCCAGUAAACGUUCUUACAUGACAAAAGCUGUUUACCCACUAGUGUUUCGCAACCCUGUCUCGGAUUCUGAAGGCUUCUGUGAUGCUGACCUUAACAGCAUUGGUAAGUUGAUACCUAACGAGGAGCGCUUCUCACCAUUUCACUGGCAUGAAAACGGAUCUAGUGUUGACCACAAGUUCCACAAAACAUUUUCUGAACUUCAAAGGUCUGAUGCAUCCCCAGACCCAAGUGCUAGCUCUCGAAGAGAAGGUUUUAGGUGGAGCAGUGCUAGCAGUUAUGAUCUGGGGUUAGAUGGAGAAAAUUUUGACAUUGCAGAGCAUGUUGAUUUGGACAACCUGAGGUCCCCUAUUGGCCCUGCGGUAGACCACAAGUGUGGAGUAUGUGGAAAAAUUUUGUGGCACAAGUCUCCCUGGAGUUCGCAACGAAUAAUUAGAAGUGGUGACAUGCCAACUGCUGGGAUUUUACCCUGCAGCCAUGUGUUCCAUGCCGAAUGCUUGGAUCAAGUCACGCCAAAAUCCCAGAUUCAUGAUCCUCCGUGCCCAUUGUGUCUCAAAACCAUUGGACCUUUAGAAGAAUCUGCAUCAGUUUCAGAACCUUUGCAAGUGGCUUUAAGAUCUUUACGAAGGAGCAGGGGUGCCAUGAUAUCUGAAGGCCAGGAAGACGAUGAAUUCUCAAAUCAUAUGAAGGAAAAAUUAAGGAGAAACUGGCUUCGACCAGCCCCACGAUGGAAUGGCAAUGGCAACGGCAACGGUUCUUCGAUAAAAAACCAUAUCAAAAAACAUUUCACAUUUAAAGGAAAAGCAAGUAAAGAUAUAUUUACCUCAAAGGUAUUCCAGAGGAUCGGCUCAUCUUCUUCUAGCAAAGAUGGCGCUCGACUACAAGAGUCUAUUUCAUAGUUCAUGCAAUUCACUUGCAAAUGGAUGGAUUUAGUCACUUUCCAAACUCUCUGGCUACUUUCAAAUAUAUUAUGUUUUCCUAUGGGGUUAGUAGCAAGAACAUCUCGAAUAUCUUAUUGCUUGCUCAUUCACAUUACGAGUUGCAAGCAAGUCUCCUAAGAUUGUUUCUAAUGUGUUGUUAAAAAUGAUCCAUCUAUGUGAUUUACACUGCAACAUACAGGUCUACUUUUCAUGCUUAAAUUGGAAAGUAUUCCAUUUUUGUUCUUUGUGCAAAUAUAUGAAUGGAGAUGUUUGCUUUGAAA